CACAAGAGAUGGGUUCAUCUUUCUAAAGAGUAUCAGAUUACUCUGAUAUCAGCAAGAGAUUGUCUCUUUCAUUAGUUUCUCUUCCUUGGGUACUUCAGCUUAUAUAUAUAUAUAUAUUACGAACUUGAUUUGAGGCAGAAGUGUGAUUCCAAAUUUUCAAUGGCAACCCUAAUAGCAAGAGCAUUUGGGUCUAUUAUAUCUGUUAUUUCCCGGUGUUUGUUGGGUUACCCAGACAACGAAAAGGGCGUCCGCAACAAUAUUCAUCACCACAAGAAGAGUAAUAAGGGCCAUCCACUUUCUUUGCAGACAGUGGAGCUCAAAGUCAGGAUGUGCUGCAUUGGAUGUGAGAGAGUAGUCAAAAGAGGCCUUUACAAGCUCAGAGGUAUAAAUUCGGUGGAAGUUGAUCUAAAUUUAGAGAAAGUGAUCGUCGUCGGACACGUCGAUCGUCACAAGGUGUUGAAACGAGUGAGGAGGUCGGGGAAAAGGGCCGAGUUCUGGCCCUACUCCGAUGUGCCGUUGUACUUCACCUCCAUGGGUGACUACUUUAGAGACACGAGGAACGAGUUCAAAGAGAGUUACAAUUAUUACAAACACGGGUACAAUCUCGGACACCGACACGGGAAUAUUCCGGUGACUCAUCGAGGAGACGACAACGUCAGCAACAUGUUCAACGAUGACAAUGUGAAUGCCAUCUGCUGUCUCAUGUAGAUACUUGAAAUUAAAACAAUGUA
Messenger RNA from Hibiscus syriacus, 731 nucleotides. Its product is annotated as heavy metal-associated isoprenylated plant protein 30-like. Lineage: Eukaryota; Viridiplantae; Streptophyta; Magnoliopsida; Malvales; Malvaceae. The transcript has 3 exons. Gene Ontology annotation, molecular function: metal ion binding. The record is from RefSeq and is a predicted model, not a curated record. The coding region runs from base 160 to 708 and encodes 182 amino acids.